GAUGCUGCUGUUAUUGUCCUCUAGAUGGCAGUAGUGCUGAGCACACAGUUAGCAGAGGCAUUAUCCGAGUAAAAGCUCAGAGCAAGGAAAACUCGUGUGGAGGUUCAGUGCUGAAGAAAUCACGACAACACACUCCAGCUUUUAUAUUGAACCUUCUGCUGCCAGACUGUUUAUCUGACGGACACUUCAGCUGCUUGCCUUUAUUCAGUAUAUAUUGGGGCUCAACUGUACAUUCCUCUACAGAAGCAAUCAGGAACGCUGGACUUUGUUAUUUCAGCUGAUAUUUCAUACACAAACAGGCCUGAUGGAGGAGACACAGCAUGUUAAAAUGAGAGCAAAAACAAAAUCACUGAAGAGAAAAAACAGAAAACGUGUCACCUGCACUCAGUGUGGGAAGAGUCUGGCAGACAAAGACAGUCUCAAGAUCCACAUGCGGAUCCACACUGGAGAGAGACCAUUCACAUGUUCUCAGUGUGGGAAGAGUUUCAAAGACUCAUCAGCCCUUAGAAGACACAUGUUGAUCCACACUGGAAAGAAAGCACACACAUGUGAUCAGUGCGGAAAAUCAUUUAGGUUGUCUUCAGGCCUGAAUGAUCACCUUAGAGUUCAUGCAACUGAGAAGCCAUAUUCAUGCACUGUGUGUGGAAAGAGUUUUGCACAUCAAGUAAAUUUAAGAAGACAUCAGAAGAUCCACAACAGUGUGAGAGAGUAUGUGUGCUCUGAGUGUGAGAAGACCUUUGUUACAGCUGCAAACUUACAACAACACCAGAUGAUUCACAGUGGAGAAAAACGAUACAAGUGUUCACACUGCGACAUGAGAUUCAGUUGGUUAGGAUGCCAGAAAACACAUGAGAGGACUCACACCGGAGAGAAACCAUACAAGUGUUCACACUGCGAGAAAAGAUUCGGUCGGUUAUCAAAUAUGAAAAUACAUGAGAGGAUUCACACUGGAGAGAAACCUUAUACCUGUUCACACUGCGACAAGAGAUUCAGACAGUUAAGAAACCUGAUAACACAUGAGAGGAUUCACACUGGAGAAAAACCUUAUCCGUGUUCACACUGCGACAAGAGAUUCAGUCAGUUAGUAAGCCAGAAAUCACAUGAGAGGACUCACACUGGAGAGAAACCGUACAGCUGUUCACACUGCGACAAGAAAUUCAGUAAGUUAAGAAGCCUGAAAACACAUGAGAGGACUCACACUGGACAGAAACAAGUGAGAUUCAGUCAGUCAGAAACAUUGAAAAACACACAAGAGUGUCACGUCUGAGAGUAACAUUAACAUACAGAUAUGCACACUUGCAGUAUUGAUGGGUCGUUCUGGAACAAAUCUUUAAUGCGACUCUGCAAUAACGAGUCCUUUCCGAGUGAUUCUUUCAUUGCUGUAUGUGCAGAUAGGGGAAAUAAUUGAUUAUUUUAUAUUCUAUCAGGUUUGAGUCGUUCAUUAUUCACUUGAAAUAUCUGUCGAUCUAUCCUCUAUGCAGUUUGAGCAAAAAAUUUUUUAAGUCCUCUGGUUUUUGAGUACAUGUAACUUGAUAUCAGGAUUGUAUGUAGGCAAUAGUUCAUUAUUUAUUAUUUAAAAUCAUUAUUUUCGUCUGAAAGAGCUUAACUCUUUCAGUAUUCACGGCACCCAAAUGUGUUAAACCCUGUCAAUACACAUUUAAAAGAUAUUAGAGAAUGUUUUGUUCUUUAAGUUGAGGAUAAUUCAUUAAUAUAGAUCAGGGGUGUCCAAACUCGGUCCGGGAGGGUCGGUGUCCUCAGCCUGAUCUCACGUGGAAACAAAAGUAUUUUACGUUUUGUCAGUUUAUCGGCUAAUUCGGACAAAAUUAAAGUUGACAAAAUUUAGCCUACCCAAUUCACCUGUACCGCAUGUCUUUGGACUGUGGGGGAAACCGGAGCACCCGGAGGAAACCCACGCGAAGGCAUGGAGAACAUGCAAACUCCACACAGAAACGUCUUUAAUUCAGCUACCAUCAGACCUGUUCAGAAAGGUUCUUUUACAUGUUUAUAAUGAAGGAGGCCUCAUGGAAUCCUCCAUCUUGGUCAAAUAUAUAGUGGAGUUCAAGCUCUCCAGAUGUGAAUCCUGUGGUUGGCUCUACAAAAACACUGGAUACUGUGGCGAUGGGAGGACAGGGAUGUACAAAGCAUUCUAUUCAGACAAGAGUCUGACGACUUCUGCCCUAUGCACUGCUACUAAACGAUGAAUGGAUGGAUUUGUACUUAAUGGAUGGAUUUGUGGUGAACUGAUGGAUGUAUGGAUUUGUAGUCAGUGGAUGGCAUGUUUUUUUAUUAAGAGAUUGUUUUAUUUGUUUUUUGAUAAUUAAACCGAAAUGUUUAUUGAA
This is a messenger RNA of Danio rerio (zebrafish), 2339 nucleotides long. NCBI's taxonomy places the organism in Eukaryota, Metazoa, Chordata, Actinopteri, Cypriniformes, Danionidae. The record is from RefSeq and is a predicted model, not a curated record.